UGGCGCGUGUCCAGCCGGCCUCGCAGAGACAGAGGAGACUCGCCGCGGGACCGCGCCACAGCGGGACGGGGAGCACGACAGCCAUUUUAGCACAGUAGAGAGAAAGAAAUCGGCAGAGAAAUCCGCAGGACGACAUGGGCCAGUGUGGCAUUACUUCCUCGAAGACAGUGCUGGUUUUUCUCAACCUCAUUUUUUGGGCCGCGGCUGGGAUUCUCUGCUAUGUCGGUGCCUACGUCUUCAUCACGUACGACGAUUAUGAGCACUUCUUCGAGGACGUCUACACACUCAUCCCUGCGGUGAUCAUCAUCGCUGUUGGGACACUCCUGUUUGUCAUUGGGCUCGUUGGCUGCUGCGCCACAAUACGGGAGAGCCGCUGCGGCCUGGCUGCUUUUGUGAUCAUUCUACUGCUGGUGUUUGUCACUGAAGUGGUUGUGGUUGUUCUCGGUUAUAUUUACAGAGCAAAGGUGGAAGACGAGGUUGAUUCCUCCAUCCACAAGGUGUACGAUGAAUACAACGGAACGAACACAGAUGCUCCCAGCCGUGCCAUUGACUACGUACAGAGACAACUCCAUUGCUGUGGCAUUCACAACUACUCAGACUGGAGGACCACGCGUUGGUUCAAGGAGUCGAGGAACAAUAGUGUCCCGGUCAGUUGCUGCAGACCUGCUGUCGUCAACUGUACCGGCUCCCUCGCACGUCCAGGAGACCUCUACCCUGAGGGUUGCGAAGCCCUUGUUGUGAAGAAAUUAAAGGAGAUUAUGAUGUAUGUCAUCUGGGCUGCACUGACGUUUGCUUCCAUACAGAUGCUGGGCAUGCUUUGUGCCUGUGUGGUGCUUUGCAGGAGAGGUCAGGACCCUGCUUACGAGCUGCUCGUCAGUGGUGGGACUUAUGCUUAAGGAACCACACACCAUGCCCAAGGUUCAAGCCCUAUGGAUGGGUCACUUUGGGCAGCUGCCCUCUAUUCAUUCUUCAGAGUGGGAAUGGAUCACAUCGCACACAUCUGUUUAUUUAUAUGCUUCAUAAGUUGCUAUUUUAAUGUAAUUGUAAAAUACUGGUUGCCAGCGUCUCAAACCGUAUUGAAAUAUUUUUUCCGUUCAAAAAUAGUCUGGCAACACUGCCCUUGAAUAGGGCUGGGGCAGGGAGAUAUGAGGGGGCUCCUGCUGGUAAACUACUGUAUGGAACAGUUAUAUUUGGAAUAUCUUAUUUCCUCAUGUGGCAGUUUGCACUAUGUGUAGGGAAUAUUUUAUAAAUCUUUGUCAUAAGUACUGUACAUAUGAAUGAGAUUUGCUCGUGCUACUUGCUUUCAGUAAUGACACGUCCCUGCCUAUUGCCGAUGUCCAGCGUGGAGUCCAGUGAAGGACUGCAGUUUUUGUUCAGUCCAGUCACACAUGUGAACUCAGUGUCAUCCUUCAUUUCUCUUACUGUACCUACAGGAGUCACAGCUCUCUGAUAAACUUGUAUGAAGUUGAAUUUUGGGAAUAACAAAUAUGCACUACAUAUUUUAUUCGAAAAUUAGUUUUGAUUUUGCUUUUCUCUGUGAAGUUAAGUGGACUGUUAGAGAUCAGAUUUGACUUGAACCUAUGUAGCUAUGUAGAAUAACACAUGAUGUAGAACUGAAGUUUGUGUAAAUAGGUUGGAUGAUAAUUUCAGGAAAAUAUUCUGUAAAUUAAAAAUAAACUACUCUUCUAAUAUUACUUUUGGCAGUGCGACGAUUUUAAAUUUUGCCCUUUGCUACAUUUCGAAGACAAUAUUUUUUGCCGGCCGUAGCGCGCUUUUAAAACCGUUCUUUCUGUAUGGUGCCCUUCGAAAAGUCAGCUCUGUGCAAUAUGAUGAAUCUCACAGUGCCUGCUGAUGUAAUGUUUACUAGGUUUUUGCUCCUACAUAUGGUAGAAAUGAAGAAAGUUAUCUGAAGAGCAAUCUGUUAGGUUGUGCCCAUUUUCUUACCAGUAUGUUAUGAACGAACGAAGCCAGAAUCGCAGUGGUAGUGAGUUACAGGCCCCGUGUCACUGCAGAAAUGGCUCUUUUCAACAGUCCUUUGAGCGCUGUGAGCCAGGGCUCCUCGGACUGUCUGCAAAGUCACAAAAGCCCAUUGUCUGUCACAGAAACACCAGACAAUUCUUAAUCCUUAUCCUUCUCUCAGAACGGGUUAAAGGUUGCUGCUUUCCCAUGCUUUCGAACGACGGGUUUCCACUUACUGGUUCUUCAUGCAUGUACACAAUGCCCCCGCAAGAAUAAUGAACCUUGAACAGAUCUGGGGAGGUUAUCACAAAGUAAAAUGCCUCAUAUUAUAUACACAUAGUUCCAUUUUUAGAGUGCAUGAUAUAUUUUGCCACAUAUUUCUUUGAACUGACCUCUGCUGGUUAUGUUGAACUUCUUCCCUUCUAUUUCGCAGCUCAGUUAAUCUGAUUAAUGCCCCUGCUUUGUGUUAUUGGAAACCUUUGUGGGAACUGGAUCACACUGCCCUGUCACCAGACAGUUGAUCUAUGUGUGUUCUUAUUCAUGUUCCGUUUUAACAAGUAGUCCUGUAGGUUCCCUAAGCAACAACGUCUGCUUUGUGGGCUCUAAGUUUGCUGGCUGUUAUGUCUGGACACCGGAAACAUGAGUGAGUAAACUUUUAUGCAGUGAGAGCGUAGUGCUGCAGUGAUAAUCAUGGCACAAAAUAUAGACUUUUUUUAAUAGAUGAAAGCCAAACCAAAACCAGAGUUUAAAAUGCUGAAAUGCUGAAGAUUCCUGUAUUAUAAGAUGUAACAUUUAUCAACAUUUCUGAAAGAGUAGUCAUUUACAGAUUUGGUCUGAUUUAUUACUCAUUCCCUGUGAUUUGGUCACCUAAUAUCUGGUUUCACUUAUCCUGUCUGUGAUUAUUAAUACCACUUACUGUUAACUGAUUCAGAUUCUUUAAUCUGGUCUGUAGCAUCCUGCCUGCCCGGCAACAUUCAGCUCAGCGCAGUGAACUGAGGCCAAAGUGGAAAAUGGCAUCAAACAGCUUUGCAAAAGUGACUGAGACAGUGCAUUGUGGGAACCGCGUACCCACCCUCUCGGUUAUAUUUGGGCGCUCUACAGCCUUGCUUGCAUACUCAAGUGUUGUGUUUGCAUCCUCUGUUUAACACUGUUGUGCUUUAAUUUUCUAUUUAUUUAUUUAUUUAUUAGAAUGGGACAUAUAGCUUUCCUGUUCCUCAAGCCAGUCCAUACAUACUAUCAUGGUAAUUUAUGAAAUCAUUAGUUUUGAAAAUUUAUUUUUAUAUAAGCCUGGCUGUUUAUGCUCACCCUUUUCAAAAUUUCCACAAUAACUCACUCACAGACCCAGAAAACUUAAUAAAACUCUAAUACAUAUAUAAUACAACUGUACAACUGUCGAUGUAAUGCACUAAUUGUACUUUGAGAUGUGUGUCUUGAGACGUACAUUGGAGAAAAGCGCCUGCUAAAUGAAUAAAUGUAAUCGUAACGUAAAUAAAUUAGCACUGAACAUUUACAAAUUCUAAUUACAUUUGUUUAUAAUAUAGAGUAAAGGAAAAAAAAAAGAUUGAAAUAAAAAUAAAAUUCAGUGUUCUUAAAAAUGUUCAGAGGUGGAAUAGUGAGGAAGCUUUUUAUAUACCAGCCUAUAUCUGCUACUGUAACUGCAUGCAAUUAAAACCAGCUUCUGGGUCACAA
Scleropages formosus (Asian bonytongue) is the source of this 3648-nucleotide messenger RNA. Its product is annotated as tetraspanin-3-like. NCBI's taxonomy places the organism in Eukaryota, Metazoa, Chordata, Actinopteri, Osteoglossiformes, Osteoglossidae. The transcript is spliced from 7 exons. The coding region runs from base 135 to 896 and encodes 253 amino acids. The record is from RefSeq and is a predicted model, not a curated record. Gene Ontology annotation, cellular component: plasma membrane.